CUGAUGGUAAAAAAGAGAAAGUUUCAAAGAUGGCGGAGUAGCCCUGCCUGUCCGCUGAAAAACAAUAGAAACAGCACAGAAGGGACAGUUAGCCCGUUCUAACUGGACGAAUCCGCGCUAAAAACCGUACAUAUCCCGACUCGGGCUCGACCAAGUGGGGAGGAAUACCCGCGCCGGGAACCUCGGGAGGAAUAAAUAAAGUAUGAUGCUUUAUUUAAGCGUUUCAGGCUAGCUACCUAGCCUGCUAGUCGAGCUAACGUUAGCCCAACGGUAGUGUUAGCAGCUAGCGGCUAACGGCUACAAGGAGGCGGAGGAUCAGCUGUUUGUAGACAGAUGCUGUAGGAAGGAGCGGACAGCAACACUUUCACAGUAAGUGAAUUUAAAACUUAAAUACACUUAAAUUAUCUGGAAAGUCUUGUCGUUUGUUUUCUCGUAGUGUUGGAUACAAUAAUGGGGUUAUUAGCCGAGUAACGGCUGCCAAGUUUGUGAAGUUGUUAGCCAGCGCUAGUCAGCUAACUAGCUAGCCCCGAGCUAACUACUUAAUACUCGAGCAGAAAUAAAGUUUCAGACAAGUUGGAGACCCGUUAUGAUGCUCCCACGGAGGGUAACCUUAUCCGUAACAAAUACAUGGAAGUAAAGACAGAGGCCUACGCGAGCUAGCUCCAAAAACAACCCGAUUUUAAUUGUUAUUAAAGGGAUUUUCGACGCUCCAACUUUGAUUUUUUGAGUGCAGGAAUGUUGCUAACUUAACUUAGCUCAACGGCAGUUGGUGCGAUAGCGAGACGCGACCAACGGCACACUGGUUCAUUGAUUUGAAAGGUAAAUUAUGUAUUUACUUGGGUUUGUCUCAGGGAUAAAUCAGAGGGGUUUUGGGGUUAAACUCCGGCUCUAACAGGACUCUAUUAGCUCUGUUUUUUUACACAGUAAGUUAAAAGAGCUGUUGUGUAUAACGCGAUUUAUAAUAUACAGUGAGUAAAAUCAGGAGGCUGAAUGGUAUUGCACCCACAAACCUGUAAUUUUCUUCGGCAGUGAGUGCCGCUGUGACUGAAGGCCAUUAGCAAGACAAAGGUCGCCUCCAUGGAGCCAGCACAUGAGUCUUUGUAAAGGGCGAAGGGGGGUAUAUAGACGCCCAGAGUGAGAAACAAAAAAAAAAAGGCAAAUUCAGCAUUUUAUGGACGAAACCUGAGCCGGGAGUUUUUUUUUUUUUUUUUUUUAACAAGUCUUUAUUGAUGAUGGCGGAUUUUGUUACACCGCGACACAGCGCGGUGAUGGAGAGGCUCCGCCGGAGGAUCGAGCUCUUCCGGCAGCAUCACAACAGCUGCGAGAGCCGCUACGAGAACGCGACGCUGGAGCGGCUGGAGCUGGAGAGGCAGCAGACCUUCGCCCUGCACCAGCGCUGCCUGCAGGCCAAAGCUAAGCGGUCCAACAAGCACCGGCAGCCCCAGCCCAGUAGCGGCGACCAGGCCGGGCAGAGAGUGCCCGGUGGCGCCGGCGGAGGCAGCGCAGAUCUCGGGGAGAGCGGAGGAGGCACCGCGGCAGAGCAGAGCCGGAACAGCACCCUGAUAGCGCUGCAGGAGACGGUGAAGCGGAAGUUGGAGAGCGCCAGUUCUCCGCUGGGACGAGAUCAGGUCAACGGUUUCAGCGAUGGCUUCCCCCCGAACAAGAAGGCGUGUCUGGACAACGGCACCGCCAACGGCUCGCCGCUGGACUCCAAGCUCGGCAUCAGCGACUCUCUGAACUCCAACGGGACGCACGGCGCGCCAGCGGGCGAAUCGGCAGGCGGCGGCGGCGGCAGAGAGCCGCCUUCGGACUUCCAUCGCAAGGAGAUGAAGCAGGAGCCCGACGACAUCCUGCCCAUCAUGCCGCCAUCGGGCGCCGGCGGCAACAACAACAGCCUCUUCCCCGACCUCAACCUCAACGAGCAGGAGUGGACCGAGCUCAUGGAGGAGCUCAACUGCUCCGUCGUCUACGAGGACAUCCAGGACAUUCUCAACGACGGCUUCGAGGACCGCAAAGACCCGCUGGAGCUGGCGUCGACACCCGGCGGCGCUGGAGCCCUAGCGGGAGGCCCGGCCUCGGCGUCCCAGGGUCUGCUUCCUCCAGAUCUCGCCAGCGUUAAGACGGAGUUCUCGCCGGCUAGCGUGGCUUUCGAGCAGGACUCUCGCACCGGCUCCCCCCACGUCAGAUCCACGUCCUCGGGGCCGCCUCCUCACCCCACCAGCUCCCCCGUCGCAUCCUCCUCGGCGUCCUCCCCGGCUCUGCCGCCCUCCCAGUCCCAGCCUGCGCCCCCCCCGCCCAGGCAGCUUCAGCCACCCCCGAACCACCUUCUCCCUCCGGGGCCCCCCGUGCCCAAAGACCUGUCUCCCGCACAGCAGCUGCAGCAGCUGGCCGCGCAGCAGCAGAGAGCGCAGCACCUCCACGGACAAAUGCAGCACAAGCAGCCACAGCCGGGGGCCAAGUUCCACAAUCAGGGGCCCCACGCGCACCCCCCGCCUUGGCCCCAGAUGGCCAACGCCUCUCAGAGCCCACUAGGGGGCGCGUUUGGUAUGGACAAGCCGACGAGCCCCUCUCUGUACCCGCAGGACUUCAACCCCAACGGGCAGAAGCAGCUGCUGAUGCCCGGUCAGCCCAACAAAGGCUCUCCCAAAGCGGGGGCCCAAAGCGGCUACAUGCCGGGCCCCCCAGGACACCCCAACAUAAUGGGUCACCCGACGUCGGGGCCGCCGCUCAGCCACCCACCGCCACAAGGCGGCGCUCAGGCGACGGCCGCCAUGCUGAACUACAACAACACCAAACCUUUGUCGCACUUUGAGGCGGGUCCCGGGCCCCCGCGGCUCCCCAACACCCAGAGCCAGAACAAGGCGGCGCUGCUAUCGCUGCUCCGACAGCAGCAGCAGAUCAAACAGAAGAACAGCAUGAACUUCCGCCAGCACAUACCGCACGCGCAGGACCAGAACCCCUACCCUGCCCCUCCACAUGGCCCGGGCCCCGCCAACACCAUGGCGCCCGCGCCCGGAAACAACGCCAUGACGGCCCAGCCGGGGGCGAACGCCAUGGCGGGUAAUCACGGUAACGCAGCGUACCUGAGCAGCCAGGUGGCGGUGGCGGCGGCGCUGAAACAGCAGCAUCAGCAGCAGAUCCUGGAGCAGCAGAAGCAGCAGUACAUGCAGAGACAGCAGCUCAUGGCUGAGCAGGAGAAGCAGCGGCAGCAGGACCAGCAGCUGCAGAGACACCUGACCCGACCGCCGCCACAGUACCAGGACCAGCCGGGACAACCGGCCAAUCAGAACCCUUUCCCACAGCCGCCAGUCAACCAGUUUACAGCUUCCUCUCAGCCAAUGGGCAGCGUCGGCUCCAUGGGAGGCCCCGCCCCCUCCCAGCGUAUGUUCCCUCAGACCCAGGGCAUGAUGGGUAUGAGCAUGGGGCAAGGUGGCGGCGGGCCAGCCGGCGGCGUGGCUCCGCCCCCUGCGGGCAGCCAGGCCGACAUCGGCCUGUCGUCCUGCGGGGGGGUAGGAGGAGGAGGAGGAGGAGGAGGAGGAGGAGGCGCGCCUCGCGUGGACGUGCAGCAGGUGCUCUACAACAACAUGAACCUUCACGCCGCGGCGCAGCAGGGCGGCCUGCAGCGGCAGCCUCUGGGCGCCAUGACCGCGUCCUACCGGCAGAACCUGCUGGCUCAGCAGCAGCACCUGAAGACGCAGCCCAACGCCGCCAUGUUGAAGCAGCAGCAGCAGCAGCUGGCCGCCCGCAGCGCAGCAGCUCGCAUGCCGGGCGCCAUGCAGGGCGCCAUGGGAGCCGGUCUGCAGGGACCGCAGAGUGGCGCCUGGCAGCAGCAGCAGCAGCAGUUGGGCAACCAGACAUCGUCCGGUAACUCCGGUUUACCGCCAAACGCCUUCAACAACGCCAACGCCUUUCACAUGCAGCAGCAGCAGUCUCGCAUUCCCAAGAUGCCGCCGGGCGCUACGCCGUUCGUCGGCGCUAACCCCGGCGGGCGUCCGAUAGUCGGUCGGAACGCGGUGCAUCAGAUGAUGCAGACAAACAUGGCCGCUGCUCAGCAGAGGGCGCAGCCCAACGCUCAAAGCCGCCAGCAGCAGCAGCAGCAGCAGCAGACUCAACAACAGGCCAAUCAGAGCCUCCCAGACCUGGCGGCGUUCGGACAGCCGCAGGGCAACGGGCGCCAGGGACUGCAGUGUAACCAAGGUUACCAGGUGAGCAGGACUGCCAGUCAGCAGCAGCAGCAGCAGGUGGCGUUCGGAUACAACGUGGCGUCGGGGAGCUUCGCAGGCGAGAGCGAGCUGGUGGACUCGCUUCUGAAGGGCCAGAGCACCCAGGAGUGGAUGGCCGACCUGGACGAACUGCUCGCCAGCCACCACUAGGAGAAGAUUUAACACUGUCGUGAUUUUUUUAAACAAACUAAAAGAGAUCCAGACGGGGAGGUCGGAGCGAUAGCGAUAGCGUUAGCCGGCCAGCUAACUUAGAGAGCAGCCAGCGGAUGAAUGCGAGUCUCCUCUAGGGUUGGGUAUCGUUUGGGAAUUUUUACGAUUCCGACGCUGAACCGAUUCUACGAAAAACUGAAAAAUAAAUGGGUUGUUUUUUUCGGCUGUUUCGGUGAGCCCAGAGGGGAAGAUAUGGCAUUGUUAAAGUAGCCUACGUUUACGGUAGCUAUAGCUAACGGUACACUACAGAGGAAGUGGGAUAUUGUUACGUACGCUUCGGAGCGACUGAGAGAAAAUAUUUCAGUCGUCACACUCGGUAGAACCCAAACGAGGAACCGAAAUUUACGUUCAUAUCCGGUCCGAUUCCUACCGGUUGCGUAGGAAUCGGUUCCACAGUGGAACCGGCUUUCGGUACCCAACCCUAGCCUCCUCUCCUCUCUGUAAACAUCUGGCUGACUGGCGAAGUCAUGAAGGAGCCGUUUGCUGUGUCACGUUCUCAUUAUAUUAUUCCCAAUAUAUCGGUAGAUGCUGAUCACAGUAGAGCUGCGAAGAUGAAUCGAUAAGUUGUCAAUGGGUUGCUUGUUUUGUCUCUAAAAUGGUGAAAAAUGUGGGUUUUUUUCAAACUGAUUUUAUUUUUAUUUUACUAUUUAUCAAAAAAUAGUUGUCGAUUUAAUUAAACGGUUGACAGCUAAUCGAUAAAACUUUCGCAGCUCUAAUGCAGAAGGCCAGCCACACGUGGAAACACACACACACAUUCUCACUCAGUGUUUGUAGUUUCACACGAGGCCAAAAUAUCUGUUGUUGACUUUUUUUUUUUCUUUAACAAAACCAAUGUCAGCCGAAAUCUAAAUAGGCCACAGAGGGGCGAACGUGUGAGCUUGUUUCGGACAGAUUGCAGAUAAUUGGUGCGUCACACACACACACACACACACACACACGAUCAUAAACACAUACAAUCAUAUACACACACCCAUACAGAGAGACACAUACACAGACACACACACACACA
Molecule: messenger RNA, 5442 nt
Organism: Perca fluviatilis (European perch)
Lineage: Eukaryota; Metazoa; Chordata; Actinopteri; Perciformes; Percidae
Gene: maml1
Product: mastermind-like transcriptional coactivator 1
Biological process (GO): positive regulation of transcription of Notch receptor target; Notch signaling pathway
Cellular component (GO): nucleoplasm; nuclear speck
Molecular function (GO): transcription coactivator activity
Source: RefSeq, a predicted model, not a curated record